Molecule: messenger RNA, 977 nt
Organism: Acomys russatus (golden spiny mouse)
Lineage: Eukaryota; Metazoa; Chordata; Mammalia; Rodentia; Muridae
Gene: Tlx3
Product: T cell leukemia homeobox 3
Exons: 3
Coding region: 17-892 (291 amino acids)
Biological process (GO): regulation of transcription by RNA polymerase II; animal organ development
Cellular component (GO): nucleus
Molecular function (GO): DNA-binding transcription factor activity, RNA polymerase II-specific; RNA polymerase II cis-regulatory region sequence-specific DNA binding
Source: RefSeq, a predicted model, not a curated record
CUUCCGCCCGCCCAGGAUGGAGGCGCCCGCCAGCGCGCAGACCCCACACCCGCACGAACCCAUCAGCUUCGGCAUCGACCAAAUCCUCAACAGCCCGGACCAGGACAGCGCACCCGCCCCGCGGGGCCCCGACGGCGCCAGCUACCUGGGAGGGCCCCCGGGGGGCCGUCCGGGCGCCGCGUACCCGUCUCUGCCCGCCUCCUUUGCCGGCCUCGGCGCGCCCUUCGAGGACGCGGGAUCUUACAGUGUCAACCUAAGCCUAGCCCCCGCCGGCGUGAUCCGGGUGCCAGCGCACAGGCCGCUACCCGGGGCCGUGCCGCCGCCUCUGCCUAGCGCGCUGCCCGCCAUGCCCUCUGUGCCCACGGUCUCCAGCCUGGGCGGCCUCAAUUUCCCCUGGAUGGAGAGUAGCCGCCGCUUUGUAAAGGACCGCUUCACAGCGGCGGCCGCUCUCACGCCCUUCACCGUGACCCGGCGCAUUGGUCACCCCUACCAGAACCGGACGCCGCCCAAGCGUAAGAAGCCGCGCACGUCCUUUUCCCGGGUACAGAUCUGUGAGCUGGAAAAGCGCUUCCAUCGCCAAAAGUACCUGGCCUCGGCCGAGAGGGCGGCGCUCGCUAAAUCCCUCAAAAUGACGGACGCGCAGGUCAAGACCUGGUUCCAAAAUCGGAGGACCAAGUGGCGGCGGCAGACGGCGGAGGAGCGGGAGGCCGAGCGGCAGCAGGCGAGCCGGCUCAUGCUGCAGCUGCAACACGACGCCUUCCAGAAGAGCCUCAACGACUCCAUCCAGCCCGACCCGCUCUGUCUGCACAACUCUUCGCUCUUUGCUCUGCAGAAUCUGCAGCCCUGGGAGGAGGACAGUUCCAAGGUCCCCGCUGUCACCUCGCUGGUGUGAAGCCGCCAGCGUGCACCGCAGCUAUGGAUCGCCGCCCCCACCAAGCGGGGCGCCCGGGUCCCCCCAGCCGGGCUGGGGAGGGAAG